AACGAGCAAAGCUAAAGUUGGAGCGAGGGGAACAAUUUUCUUCAGAUCACAAAAGAAUAAAGGAUUAAUUGAAUUUCCCGUCGUUGAAAAUUAUUGACAUUUUUGGCAGGUUGUCUGAGCUUCCUGAGUCCUCUUGGCCACAAUGAGUUGGGGGGCGCUCUAUGCCCAGCUGGGAGGCGUCAACAAACACUCCACCAGUCUAGGAAAGAUUUGGCUUUCUGUCCUUUUCAUCUUCCGUAUUACUAUACUGGUUCUGGCUGCUGAGAGCGUCUGGGGGGAUGAGCAGUCAGACUUCACAUGCAAUACGCAGCAGCCUGGCUGCAAAAAUGUCUGCUAUGACCACUUCUUUCCUGUGUCGCACAUCCGCUUGUGGUGCCUGCAGCUGAUCUUUGUCUCCACACCGGCCCUGCUGGUGGCCAUGCACGUCGCCUACAGGAAACGUGGGGAUAAGAGGACCAUGCUCGCCUCCAAUGGCACAGAGAGAAUGACGGAUACUGAACUGCAGACACUGAAGAAGAGGCGUCUGCCAAUCACAGGCCCGCUGUGGUGGACCUACACCUGCAGUUUGUUCUUCAGGCUCAUCUUUGAGGGUGGGUUCAUGUACGCCCUGUACUUUGUCUAUGAUGGCUUCCAGAUGCCCCGGUUAGUGAAGUGCGAGCAGUGGCCUUGCCCCAACAAGGUGGACUGCUUCAUCUCCAGGCCAACAGAGAAGACCGUCUUCACGAUCUUCAUGGUGUCCUCAUCGGCCAUCUGCAUGGUGCUGAACGUGGCCGAGCUGUGCUACCUCAUCGUCAAGGCGCUCCUGAGGUGCUCGACCGGGUCAAACAAGAGGAAACACCUUUACACCAACACAGACAGAGUGACACCGGCCAUUCUGCAGAAUGAAAAGAACGAGAUGCUCCUGUCCUCCACUGAUUCGACCAGCAACAAGACCAUGUGUUGAAGGACAGCAAUCAGUGGUGGAAAAAUCCCUCCUAAUGGUCAUAGUUUGUGUCUGCAGUUUGGUAAUUACUCUAGCAGUUGAGCAUCCAACAGAAUUGCCUCAUGGGAAGGUAAAACAGCUUCUAAAGCCAAUUUUGAAGUGGGAACUUAAAAUCACCACAACAUAUAUUAGGUUAAUUAGACAGCAACAUACCUUCAUUUGUAGGGAACUCACUAGAUAAUUUGCAUCUUGGCUCUGUAUUCCUACAUAUGGCCUCUAUUUUGCAACUAAAGACAGUCGAAUGUUCUUCCCUGAUGCAAAAAAACCCCCUAAAAUCAUGGAUCAUACAAUAAUUUUAAAAUCUGAUCCAAUUCCCACCAGUGAGUGUUACUUUGAGAGCCUGUUUGUGUUCUCAGAACAAAAAGCCGCCAGGUAGCAGAGAAUUUGUUUUCUAACACAAUAGUGUCUUUGCAUAUAUUUAUACACAUCAUCACAAGUGCCACCUUGCUUUUCGUAUAUGCUCGUUAGAUGAAUGUUUUAAUUUAUUGUUCACAGUUGUUUGAAUGUGCUGUGCAUUGCAAAAGUGACUGGCCAGAGAAGAAUGAGUCUACACUGACACCUAGUGGUUCACAGCGGAACCCUUGACAAGCAAAAACACCAUCCCUGAAGCCUGAAUGGUUUUAGUGCUAAAGAAGUGGAAGUACAGCAAAUGAAGUCAUGAAAAGUGAGGUAGAAAAAAGAUUCAAGUGCCUUUGUGUUAUGUUUUAGUCUUUAGUUUACUAGAGAUGGCAGUGAUUUUUAAUGCUGUUGAUUUUGAACACGUUUAACAGUUAUUAAUAAAAGUAGAUGGUUUUUCAUGAUUCUGCUGUAUUUAAUCAAGUGACCGUAGGAUGAAGUUGGGUUUAAAAAUUCAUAGUGUCAUAACUCUCUAGGUUUCAUUACUGUUACAUGGGAUAAGAUUACGUUGAUAGAAUUGUUAUGACAUGGUGAAAUCUUACCUAGGGUUUGACAAUCUUUGCUGUUUAAUCAAAUUAGAAUGUCUUUUGCGUUUUACUUGAACUGAGAGUGUUUGAAUUUGAAGUGUUUCUUUACAUGAGCUAAAUAAUCUAAACGCACUCUGAGAACGUGUUGCCUAUUUUCACACGAAUGUUUCAAACACAUGUUCGGACUGUACAAGAUGCUUUUAAUCUUCAAGUGCUAGAAACCUCCCCGACUGUUCAUGUUGCAUAAUUAUUUCCUCUGAACUGACAUUGCUGAGUUGAUGUGGAUAUAAAAAAUCUAUAAAAGAGGCAAAAACAAAUGUCACAAAAAUAUUAAUUCAGAUAUUCUUAAACAGAUUUUGUAUCCCAGUCAAGAUGCUUGAAGUUUGUGAAGAUGCCAAAUCUGGCAGGCUUGUAGUGAUUUAUAGAUUUGAAUCAUUCAAUAUCUGACUCAAUGUUUUUGCCUUUUAUAACAUUUGCAUUUGCCUUCUAAUUAUACUGUUACCUUCCAAGAAAUUAUUUCAAACAGCAGGAUUAUCAAGUUAGGCAGACAACUUCAAAAAUUGCUCCUGAAUGUUCUUUAUUAUUAUUAACCGAUUCCUAAACCCAAUAUUCAAGUGUUAUUUUCAUAGGUCCACAGAUUCAAGAGAGUCUGUUUCACAGUCACCACCAGGCUAAUGUCCUGCUUUUUGAAACACCGUUCAGAAGUUGUCCUGUUUAGCCCAGACGUGCUCCUGUGUUUUUUGGACUUGUGUUGGUGCUGCAGUGUGGUGGGUACUGACCCCGGCUGGCUGUAUCAGCUUUCAGCAUGUGCCUUAUUUUAGCCACCUCACUAAUCACUGCUUGCCCUCUUCAUGUGAGGAACUAUGGCUGAUCUCAAAGUGAAAAUGUCUUUGUCCUCCCUCCAUCCAGGAAUAGCUGAGUUGGAUUAGUCACAUCUGUGUUGUUAAAAAAAACUCACCCUAUGUGAACAGAGAAUAGUGAUUUGGUGAUUAGAAAAGAUUGGAAAGGGGUGUGUGAGACAAGUUCGACAAUCAAUGAGAUGUAUCAAUCCCAAAAAUUAUAAAAAGACAAUCUGGAUGAGUCGUAUAUUGACAUUACAUAACUGAUGCAGCUGAUGUAGAGUCACAGCAUGAAGUGUAAUGUUGACAUUUUUCAGUGGGCGAGAAAAGUUUUGACCAAAGAAUGCCAAGUCAUGCAGUGUCACAGACGAAAAGCACUCCGGAGGCCUCUGGGUGCAGAUUUGGAGAAGAAAAAUUGUGAUUUUUCAAAACAUUGUUAUGUAUGUGUGCUCUGCAUUGACCUUUGGCCUCUUGCGUAAUGCAACAGCCAAGUGUCAUUUUGAUGCUACGUGUGUGAUAGUAACAAUGUGUAAUGGACACUGUUUUUAAGGGACGAGCCUGAUCACUCCAGUCCCAAGAUGUUGAUAUUUUUAGCAAUUUUUAUAUUCAGAGUUCUUCCACAAUGUAGUAGUCUGAUUUUAACAACACACUAAUGAACAGCUUUCUAACCAAGAAAUGUAGAAAUGAAAUGUUUGUGACUGUUUUUUGCACCUAAGAUGUUUUUUUAUUACACGUGCACUUUGAUCCUUGAAGUCUUUUUGCUGUUUAAGACAUUUUUUCAUAAAUAAAAUAUAACUGCGUGGUUCA
Micropterus dolomieu (smallmouth bass) is the source of this 3551-nucleotide messenger RNA. RefSeq names its product gap junction protein beta 8 (gene gjb8). NCBI's taxonomy places the organism in Eukaryota, Metazoa, Chordata, Actinopteri, Centrarchiformes, Centrarchidae. Gene Ontology annotation, biological process: cell communication. The record is from RefSeq and is a predicted model, not a curated record. Gene Ontology annotation, cellular component: connexin complex. The transcript is spliced from 2 exons. Bases 143 to 943 code for a protein of 266 amino acids.